This is a messenger RNA of Anisakis simplex (herring worm), 774 nucleotides long. The record is from the annotation of a GenBank genome assembly. NCBI's taxonomy places the organism in Eukaryota, Metazoa, Nematoda, Chromadorea, Rhabditida, Anisakidae.
AUGUACUCGUUGAGCGAACUAGACGAACUCGUUGAGCGUCUGAAAAUGGAGGAGGGGGAAUUUUUGGGAGUAAAGGAGGGAAGGGCUGGAAAUUUCGUAGGGCAAUUUGUAACAACUGAAGAUAGGAAUACACAACUGGGAGUGUGGAAUUGCCGAGCCGGAACUAGCUGGGCCGGGCCGGGCCGAGCCGAGAUAACAACUCACAGGCAUUGCUGGGCAGGCCAGGAAUCGUCGAGUCGGAGCAACAUUUGUGAUUUGCUAUGUCGAGCCAAGAACUGUCGGGUCAAAAUAGGAAUAAGACUAAGUAUACGGCAACUCUCGGUUGAUCCUUGCUCCGGUACUUCCUGCCUCGUCAAAUCCAGAGUUGAAAUGGCUCAACUGUGUGCUCACAAAAUUUUGUUCAAAUUAGCGAAACUUCGUCCAGGCGUCGCUUCAGUGUUUCGUUCUCGGACAUUUGCGACAGAAGCCAACCCUGAAGACUAUGGAUAUUAUCCUGAUCCUUUGGAGGCGGCCACUGGCCGUGAGAAGAAAAUGCUUCUCGCGCGACUUGCUGGCGACGAUCGAUAUGAGCCGAAAGUUUACUAUCGAGCCGAAGCGUCGACACGAGAAAAACCCAAUCUCGUGCCAUCUCAUUUUAAUGAACGGAUAAUCGGAUGCAUGUGUGAACCAGAUAGUGGUCAUGUGAAUUUUAUGAUGAUCCGUAAAGGAUCACCAAAAAGAUGCGAGUGUGGACAUUGGUUCAAGGCUAUUGACGCUGAUCCUGAAUCUGUUUGA